This is a messenger RNA of Strongyloides ratti, 483 nucleotides long. Its product is annotated as Phox homologous domain-containing protein. Gene Ontology annotation, biological process: endocytic recycling; late endosome to Golgi transport. The record is from RefSeq and is a predicted model, not a curated record. The coding region runs from base 1 to 483 and encodes 160 amino acids. Gene Ontology annotation, cellular component: early endosome membrane; retromer complex. NCBI's taxonomy places the organism in Eukaryota, Metazoa, Nematoda, Chromadorea, Rhabditida, Strongyloididae. The transcript has a single exon. Gene Ontology annotation, molecular function: phosphatidylinositol-3-phosphate binding.
AUGUCUGCAGCAGCAACUCAAAGACUUAUUUGUAAAAGACAAACACUUGAUGAAGCAUAUGCCCCACCUGCCAAUUUCCUUGAAGUUGAAGUAGUUAAUCCAAUAACACAUGGAGUUGGAAAGAAUAGAUAUACAGAUUAUGAAGUUAGAUUAAGAACUAAUCUUCCUGUUUUUAAGCAAAAAGAAUCUUCUGUACGUCGUCGUUACUCUGAUUUUGAAUGGCUUCGAAAUGAACUUGAAAGAGAUAGUAAAAUACUUGUUCCACAAUUACCUGGAAAAUCAAUUAAACGUUUACUUCCUUUUCGUAAUGAUGAUGGAAUUUUUGAAGAAUCAUUUAUUGAAAGGAGGAGAGCUGCAUUAGAACAAUUUUUGAAUAAAGUUACUGGACACCCUUUAGCACAAAACGAACGAUCACUUCAUAUAUUUUUACAAAAUGCUGAAAUUGACAAAAACUACUCUCCUGGACGUAUUAGAACUGACUAA